CUGGACAUUCCCGUCUUUCAUACUGAAGAAGGCAGAUACCUCGCUAAGUCUCUCGGAGAUCCUUUGAUCAAAGGUUUAACCGAAGUGGCAAACAUAAAACCAAAAGAUCCAGUCGCGUUCCUUGCCAGUUUUCUACACCAUUUCCCUGAAAGUGAGAAACCUCGAAUAAAUACCCAGGAAACUAACGUAAUAGUGACUAGCGAAGCACCGGAAUUAGAAAACGAGCAUCUUCCGCCGGCAUCGCCCCUUGUCUCUGCUAAAUCUCAUAACAAACAACGGAGUGCAGCGCGAACAGCUACCCUUCCCCAACGACCAAUUGACGUUAUUACCCUGGAUCCAAAAUCUGAAGUCAAUCCCGAUGCUCCUGAAAACGCGUUUAGUAGUGGCACCAGGGACGAACAUGGUCAGUCAAUGCUGCACUUCGCAGCGGCGCGUACCCACGCCAACAACGCGCUGUUCCAACUGCUCCAGGAAUCUGACGUGAGUCUGGGCUACCGGGACGAACUCUAUCGUACUGCAAGGGAUGUCUCGAUACAAGCAAAUGUACCGGAGAAUACAGUGGAGAUUGACAAAUUUGUAUUGCACUUAGCUGCAAGAGGGAAAAGUGAGAAAAUUAUGGAAUUAUUAUUGCAAGGAUACGACCAUAUAAUAGACAUUGUGGAUUCAGAUGGAACAUCCAUUACGGAAAUUGUUUCACAGCGAGGUGACACGGAAAUGAGUGAUCUGCUAGCAUCGAUACCGGAAUUUGAAGAGUCGAGAGAGGCCCUGCACGUGGCGGUGCGGCGCGGCGACGUGGGGCGCGUGCGCGACGUGCUGGCGGCGGCGGCCGGGCGCACGGUGGCGCGCGCGCACAGCGCCUUCGGCAGGACGGCGCUGCACGUCGCCGUGCUGGCGCAGCACGAACACGUCGUUGAAUAUUUAGCUGAAACGUGUCCCGAGCUGCUACGCAUCGGGGACAAUCUGGAGCGCACACCUCUACACUAUGCAAUGGGAGUUGAGAAGAUAGAAUCUCUAAGCAGAAUACUAAUCCGAGCUGGCUCAAAACGGGUAUUAAAGGACCUGAAGGGGCGUCAACCUUCCUACUACUUUAUGAAUAAGUCAGAUAUACUGCGGCUAAAGGAAGAAGAGGAGGCGUAUUAA
Parnassius mnemosyne (clouded apollo) is the source of this 1140-nucleotide messenger RNA. The record is from the annotation of a GenBank genome assembly. NCBI's taxonomy places the organism in Eukaryota, Metazoa, Arthropoda, Insecta, Lepidoptera, Papilionidae.